Messenger RNA from Trichoderma gamsii, 336 nucleotides. RefSeq lists its product as hypothetical. The coding region runs from base 1 to 336 and encodes 111 amino acids. Gene Ontology annotation, biological process: ribosome biogenesis; translation. Gene Ontology annotation, molecular function: structural constituent of ribosome. Lineage: Eukaryota; Fungi; Ascomycota; Sordariomycetes; Hypocreales; Hypocreaceae. The record is from RefSeq and is a predicted model, not a curated record. Gene Ontology annotation, cellular component: mitochondrial large ribosomal subunit; ribosome. The transcript is spliced from 2 exons.
AUGGCCCGACGUCUAAUCCUCCAACCAGCCAAGACUGCCAACCUCGCGACAAUGGCAUCCCUGCUGCGCACGUUUUCAAUAACCACAGGGCUAUUACGCUCUGCCCAGGCUGUCAAGCCGCUCAUGGCCAGCCCGGUUUCCACCUGGAUGGGAUGGCUGUCCAAGCCCGCAAUUGCAGGAUCCCUGCAGCAGACGAGGGGCAUGAAGGUUCACAGCUCGGUCAAGAAGAGGUGUGAGCACUGCAAGGUCGUUCGACGAAAGGCCGGAAAGCGACACAACGGAUACCUGUACAUCAUCUGCAAGGCAAAUCCUCGACACAAGCAGCGACAGAGCUAA